This is a messenger RNA of Echinostoma caproni, 705 nucleotides long. NCBI's taxonomy places the organism in Eukaryota, Metazoa, Platyhelminthes, Trematoda, Plagiorchiida, Echinostomatidae. The record is from the annotation of a GenBank genome assembly.
AUGGAAAUGUUCAUGCAAAUGCUUCAGACACAAAACAAACUCAUCGAAACGUUGGCCAAAAAGAUGGAACAAUCUUCAUCGCUUCAAUCAAGAAAUACAGGUGUAACUAGUGUCAACCUCGCCAAUGCGGUUACAGAAUUAACAUAUGACGCAGAUGCAGAAUUGACGUUCGAAUCAUGGCACGCAAGAUUUGGGGAUAUAUUCACCGUGGAUUGUGCUCUAUGGGAAGACACUGACAAAGUAAGACUGCUCAUGCACAAACGUGGCUCCGCUGACCAUCAACGAUAUGCCAACUAUAUCUUACCUCGUAAAACAACAGACAUACAAUUUUCAGAAACAGUGAAGUGCCUUACCCUAAUGUUCAGUGCUCGUGCUUCAUUAUUUCAUACACGAUAUCAGUGCCUCCAAGUCAAGAAAACACAGUCAGAAGAUUUUGUGACAUAUGCAGGGAGAAUCAACCUCGAUGCUGAGCGGUUCAAACUGAAGGACAUCUCAAUGGACCAGUUCAAAUGUUUGCUAUUCGUCAGCGGAUUGCAGUCAUCCGCCGAUACAGAAUUACGCAAUUGUAUACCGUCGCCAAUUGACAAUUCCCCGGACCUCACUCUGCACAACACAACAGAAGAAUUUCAACGUAUCAAAAACAUAAAAAAUGACUCCACAUUGAUAACGAAAAGUCCGGAAUACAUUAACGUGAAUCGCUUAUAA